AUGUUCAAAACAUUACAAAACACUGGUGGUGUUAUUUCCAUCUUCCACAACAAGAGAUUAACUCCAUCGAUUGAUUUAUUAAAGAUCUUAACUCAAGCUGAUGGUAAGUUCAACAUGGAUACUGAGAAAUUCAUUAUUGAUAGAAUGGAUAGUACUUUACCAACUUAUGAUCAAUAUGUUCAUAUCACUCAUAGAUGUUUAAAUGACACUUAUUCCAAGAAUGUUUUGAAAAACUGUUUCCCAUUCAUCUCAGGUAAAACCGCUGGUCCUGAAGGUAAAGAUAGAGUCACUGUCAAGGCACCAGCUGUAAUUGGAAGAUUGAGUUCUAACGGUUUGAAAAUGUUCAGUGAAGCCGAAUACCUUAUGAUUUAUCAAGCAUUCGAAGAAGCUUUAAAUUCCAAAGAAUUCGAAAGUUCCGAAGUUUUCAAAGCUCCAUUGAUUGUAGAUUGGGAACAGAACAUGAUUGCUAAUGAUGAGUUUGGUUUAGACAAUAUUUUAAAGAAAUAUAAGUAA
Molecule: messenger RNA, 513 nt
Organism: Yamadazyma jaroonii
Lineage: Eukaryota; Fungi; Ascomycota; Pichiomycetes; Serinales; Debaryomycetaceae
Source: the annotation of a GenBank genome assembly